Messenger RNA from Varroa destructor (honeybee mite), 1987 nucleotides. RefSeq names its product ATP synthase, beta subunit (gene ATPsynbeta). Gene Ontology annotation, biological process: proton transmembrane transport; proton motive force-driven mitochondrial ATP synthesis. The record is from RefSeq and is a predicted model, not a curated record. Gene Ontology annotation, cellular component: proton-transporting ATP synthase complex. NCBI's taxonomy places the organism in Eukaryota, Metazoa, Arthropoda, Arachnida, Mesostigmata, Varroidae. Gene Ontology annotation, molecular function: ATP hydrolysis activity; proton-transporting ATP synthase activity, rotational mechanism; ATP binding.
GCUCAUGGUUUUUCAGCGACCUUUGUGCUAAUACAACAGUUGCAAGGAUGUUGAGGGCCGUGCAGCGUGCGUGUUCGUCGGUUCUAAAAGCAUCGAAACCGGCACCGGUCAACCUUGCAAAGGCACAAGCCGGUGUAUCAGGACGAUGUUUGCCAAUUCUCUACGCCGCCGACAAGAGGGGCGUUGCCGCUCAAGCCCAGGCUAAGGCUGGCACUAAUGGACGUAUUGUGGCCGUCAUCGGUGCCGUCGUCGACGUGCAGUUCGACGACAACCUGCCGCCUAUCCUGAACGCUCUCGAAGUGGAGGGCCGCAAGCCCCGUCUCGUUCUCGAAGUGGCCCAACAUUUAGGAGAAAACACCGUCCGAACUAUUGCUAUGGAUGGUACCGAGGGCCUGGUGCGUGGACACAAGGUUGUUGACACUCAAUCCCCCAUUAAGAUUCCCGUCGGCCCUGAAACCCUUGGCCGUAUUAUGAACGUCAUCGGUGAGCCCAUUGAUGAAAGGGGCCCGAUUAAUACUGACAAAUUUGCUGGUAUCCACGCCGAGGCUCCUGAAUUCGUGGAGAUGUCCGUCGAGCAGGAAAUUCUGGUAACCGGCAUUAAGGUCGUCGACUUACUCGCCCCAUACUCGAAAGGUGGUAAAAUUGGUCUCUUUGGAGGUGCCGGUGUCGGCAAAACUGUACUUAUUAUGGAGCUGAUUAACAAUGUCGCCAAGGCCCACGGAGGUUAUUCGGUGUUCGCCGGUGUCGGCGAACGUACUCGUGAAGGUAAUGAUCUAUACCACGAGAUGAUUGAGGGCGGUGUUAUCUCGCUCAAGGACAAGUCUUCGAAAGUAUCGUUGGUGUACGGUCAGAUGAAUGAGCCCCCUGGCGCUCGUGCCCGUGUCGCUCUGACAGGUUUAACAGUCGCUGAGUACUUCCGUGAUCAGGAGGGCCAGGAUGUGCUGCUUUUCAUCGACAACAUUUUCCGUUUCACCCAAGCCGGUUCUGAAGUGUCUGCUCUGCUCGGUCGUAUCCCGUCCGCUGUGGGAUACCAGCCUACCUUGGCCACUGACAUGGGUUCUAUGCAGGAGCGUAUUACCACCACAAAGAAGGGUUCCAUCACCUCCGUACAGGCUAUUUACGUGCCUGCUGACGAUCUGACUGAUCCGGCUCCGGCUACGACCUUCGCUCACUUGGACGCUACCACCGUGCUAUCCCGUGGUAUUGCUGAACUGGGUAUCUACCCCGCUGUUGACCCCCUUGAUUCCACCUCGCGUAUUAUGGACCCCAAUGUCGUUGGACAAGAGCACUACGACAUUGCUCGUGGCGUCCAGAAGAUCCUGCAGAACUACAAGUCGCUCCAAGAUAUCAUUGCCAUUUUGGGUAUGGACGAAUUAUCUGAGGAGGAUAAACUCACCGUCGCUCGCGCUAGAAAAAUCCAGAGGUUCCUUAGCCAGCCUUUCCAGGUGGCUGAAGUCUUUACUGGUCAGGCUGGAAAAUUUGUUCCUAUCAACGAGACCAUCUCUGGCUUCAAUAUGAUUCUCAAGGGUGAACUUGACCACUUGCCCGAGGUCGCAUUCUACAUGGUGGGUCCCAUCGAAGAGGUCCGUGAGAAGGCUGAGAAGCUCGCUGCCGAGGUUUCGACCUAAACUUCUCUUUGCAUGAGUGAAAGAAACAAGAAAUACAUUGCCAUUUAGCAGUGGAAUAGAGCAGUCAUAAGCCGGUAUCUAUGUGAAAUAGAACUGAUGGAUAUCGAAGUUCGGAUGAUUUUAGGAACAGUAAUAAGAAUGAUGAUAAUUUAAGAAAAAAAAAACGAAGAAAGAAUAAAACUGACACAUACUACUAUUCCUGUUACGGCCACAGCAACAUCAACCACAGCAGCAAACAACAGCGCCAACAUUAACGGCCCUUAACUGUGCCUGACGUUCUAAGACAUCAUCGUUCGACAUCACUGUUAAUUCAUGUAAUUAGUCUUUCGCAAAAAUUAAUUAGUCCAAGCUACCCAAUA